Messenger RNA from Echinostoma caproni, 1884 nucleotides. NCBI's taxonomy places the organism in Eukaryota, Metazoa, Platyhelminthes, Trematoda, Plagiorchiida, Echinostomatidae. The record is from the annotation of a GenBank genome assembly.
AUGUGCCGUGAUCGGACUACCCUUCAAUGUGCUCACGAUUCAGCGCAUCUACUCAUCACUGCCCCAAUCUACUUUCUGUCUCUCCGCGUUUCCGUACAGGUUCUCCCAUUCCUGUUAAUGGGACUUGGCGUGGAUGGGGUCUUCACAUUGACUACUUGUCACGACUGUUGCGUGGCUCGGCGAGCCACUUGUUCCGCGCUGAAUUCGAAUUCAUCCAAAGCGUCCUCUUUGACACCCUGGGCUUCGAAUUCGUCCAUCGCCACCUGUUCUUCCGGUUCGACGGGGACUUCGUCCACUUACUACUCUUCCCUGUCCUCGGCAACUUCGUACACUGCUCCUGUGCUGGCUCAGCAUGGUCCCAGUCUUUUGUACGGCACGAUAGCGAUCGCAGGUGCUUUCUUCUCAGCUGCCUAUAUCCCGAUCCCGUUGAUGCGUCAAUUCUGUUUGCAAGCUGGAAUUCUUGUCCUCGUGCAAUCGGCCUCCGUAUUUCUACUAUUUCCCGUGCUUCUCCAAUUCGACGGACUGCGUCGAUCGCAAAGACGUUUAGACAUUCUGUGCUGCCUUCGACAUCCGGCUGCUCUGGAUGCUACGACCACCUCACUACUCCGCCCGAUCAAUCAUCCAGUUUACACUUCAUCCACCUCGGCAUCACAUGUUCGUCUCCGGCGCCACGUUGAUCGUCUCAAUGUGAUCAAUCACCUGACUCCAAUGCCCCGGGAUCACAUCACCGAUAUUACCUGUUCCACUUUGGGUGGCACGGAACACGCAUGUGCUCUGGGUAGCAGCCACACCGUGCAUGCCACAGUCACUGUGCAAGGGUUGGGCGAAAAUGCACCAACUGUGACAAACACAACAACCACGACUUCGUCGUCGUCGUCGUUAGCUGCUGCUGUUGCCACUACGACCAACACCAUCCCAGGUGUUUCCAAAUCGACCGGAUCCGAACGGGAUGUGCCCUGUGCCGGUCGUGUGAAAAAGUGUUGCCCAGUCACGCAAUUUCAUUCAGAGAUACCGGACAGUGGAGUCGCUCAAACGUCCGUUCAUCACUAUGCUUCUCGUUCCCACACGCCCAGUCGUACUUUGGUCAGUCGAAUCGGUAUGAUCGAGCGUUCAUCUCGUCCAUCCAGUUCACUGCUUGUCCGAUUUUCUCGGCGUCUGGCUCUAUUACUCACCUAUCAUUGGUCAAUUCAGGUGGUGAUUUGCCUACUGGGUUGUAGUCUGUUCAUUGUGACAGGCUAUAUACUACGUUGUUGUUUGCAUUUAGGCCUAGAUUGGGCUAGUCUGACCCCAAUGGACACAGUCGAAUACGGGUUUGUCAAGGCGUCGGAAAAAGCGUUCGGUUUGUACAAUUUUCAACUGGUCGCUCGUGGCACCGAUUUACCCGGAUCCCGACCAGCCCCAUUGUCUGCCUCCUCACCGCUUACAGUUGCAUCUGCCGUGUCACAGACCGGAACAAGUUCCGCGAAUCGUUUGCUGCGGAUGGGAACCACUUCAACUGGUCGAGUCGAUUCUGUCUCUGGUGGUGUUUUGGCAUCCCCCGGUGGACUGACACGCACAGGCACAAACGUGGCCACCGUAGGUCGGGGAAUCGAUUUUCCCAUGCAACAGCGCCGUUUGCAGUACUUAUAUGCGCGACUGCUGCAACUUCCCGGAGUGAUGCUCGCUGGUCGUCAGGUUUGGCUCACCAUGAUGCGUGACUGGCUCCAACACGUCCAAGAUGCGUUUGAUACAGAUCGAGCUCGUGGUCAAAUCACCGAACAAGGCGAAUGGAGUGCCAAUGCGACGGAACUCGGUGUGCUUGGAUUGCGCCUGAUUGUUCAAACAGAUCGUGGACCGGAACUGGGCCGCGUAAGUUUGCCCUCGAAAGUUGUAGUUUCACUUUAA